Molecule: messenger RNA, 2257 nt
Organism: Camelus dromedarius (Arabian camel)
Lineage: Eukaryota; Metazoa; Chordata; Mammalia; Artiodactyla; Camelidae
Gene: MED28
Product: mediator complex subunit 28
Exons: 4
Coding region: 15-551 (178 amino acids)
Cellular component (GO): mediator complex
Source: RefSeq, a predicted model, not a curated record
CCGCCAUUUUAGAAAUGGCGGCUCCGCUGGGCGGUAUGUUCUCCGGGCAGCCACCCGGACCCCCACCACCCCCGCCGGGACUCCUAGGCCAGGCUUCGCUUCUUCAGGCCACGCCAGGCGUCCCGAGAACUUCUAACAGUACCUUGGUGGACGAGUUGGAGUCAUCUUUCGAGGCUUGUUUUGCUUCUCUGGUGAGUCAAGACUAUGUCAAUGGUACAGAUCAGGAAGAGAUCCGAACUGGUGUUGAUCAGUGUAUCCAGAAAUUUCUAGAUAUUGCAAGACAGACAGAAUGUUUUUUCCUACAAAAAAGGUUGCAGUUAUCUGUCCAGAAACCAGAGCAAGUUAUCAAAGAGGAUGUCUCAGAAUUAAGGAACGAAUUACAGCGGAAGGAUGCUCUGGUCCAGAAGCACUUAACAAAACUGAGGCAUUGGCAGCAGGUGCUGGAGGACAUCAAUGUGCAGCACAAAAAGCCAGCCGAAAUCCCUCAGGGAUCCCUGGCCUACCUCGAGCAGGCGUCUGCAAACAUCCCUGCACCAGUGAAGCAGACCUGAGGAAAAGCCAGCCAGAGAGUGAGCUGGCAGAUGAGUCAGCCCAGACACGGUUUUGCCAGACAUCAGUUCUUGUAGACAUGACAUGUGGGGAGAGCUCUGCCAGAGAAUGGGGUGAUUUCAGUUUUAUGCUCCCACCUAAAAUUUUCCCCUAUUUUUAUAAGCGUUAUUUCUCAAGUACUUUAUAAAAUAUGUGUUGCUUUGGUAAAACCAAGUAUAUUGUUUUGACUUUAGCAAAGUUUAGGCUGUUAAAGUGAUGCCACUUACAUAUUCCUUUUUAUGUUAAUUUACCCUUCAGUGGCAGUAUGUAAAAAUACAUAAGUUUGCUGUUUCAAUACUUUGAACUACCUCAAGAAGAGGAAUCUAAUGUAACAAUGUUUGUAAUGCUUCCAGAGCCUCAGAAUGAUACUUUGUAAAUAGGUUAGUGUAGUGUUACCAUGCCACAGUGAGUGAGUGCUGUGGUAAUCCAGUAGUGCUGUUGGGUCGAUGUUGACUUUUGUUUGGGCUAAGUUUGUAUUUGUGUAGUGUUUAUUUACUUUGAGGGGAGGGGCAUGGUAGGAGCAGCAACAUGCUUAAUUGUGUACAUUGUGUAGUAAUGAGUUGAUUUAAGGAACGGGGCAGACCCUGUUCUCAGUAGCAUGACAGCUGGGGCACAAGUGAAAUAUGAGGGUUAAAGCUGGCUGUGAUCAUCUCUGAGUUUUGAGUUUUGCUUUGUGUUUUUAGAGCAUAACUUUCCAUUGAGGGAGGUUCUUGCUAAUGAAUGGUGUCGAUUCCAAGGGACUGGGGCCCUGGGGGUGGGAGGGUGGGCUGCAGGGUGGCCUUGGGGACUUCCAUGUAGAGCAUGUAGAGCCUCAGUGUUUGGGAAGAUAGUUUACCCUCUUGUUGGUCAUACAGGCCACCUCGGAUUUUCUCUUGAACUGCUGUUGAAAAAUACAGACCAGCAUUGUGUCUGGCCCUCAUUGGAUGAGGAUUUCCUUUCUCUGCUGUUUACAAUCUCUUAUUAGAUUACAUCCCUUCACCCUAAACUAGUACUCCACUGUCUUCUGAACAGGCAGUAGUUCUGUGACUCGAUGUCUUGGCUCCCUUUAUUUUCUCCAGCUUUGGAGAACCCUCCCCACACGCCUUGACAUCCACUCAAGUUCCCAUCUGGCCUGGACGUCACGGAGUCUGCAGCCUCCAAAGGCCCUCUCCAUUGCAUGCCCAGGGCACAGGACUUCUUGUCCUUUUACCAGCCUUGCUUGUUUUUCCCUCUGGGGUUAGUGAUUGUAUCUGCCUCUGUUCCUCUUGAGAAGUAGGCAUUAUUCCCAUCUGAAUAUACAGGGGGGAUUAUUUAUCUUUUAUACAUGAUACUUAUUACUCAUUUGUGUGUGUAUGUGUUAUGGUACACAGCCUGAAGCCAACAAAUCCCCUCAUUCAGAAUGUUACAGUUUAAACAAAGCUUUUAAAAGUUGUUUUUAAUCACAUUAAUAUUUGAAAGUUGUUAAUUUGGUCAUCUCAUGCCAAUCGCUUUGGGUUUCUUGAUUCAAAACAUAAACUAAACUGAGUUUUAGGCAUCCUUUCGAUAGUGAAGAGGUUCUUGAUAAAAAGUUGGGGAACUGUUCUAUUUGAUGCUUAGUAAAAAUAUUUUGAACUAAUGUAUGUACCAGUUAUUGCCAUUUAUUUAUUAAAUUCAAGAGUUUUCUGUCAAAUAAAUAACUAUUUCAAUCUUG